UGUGACGCAGCCCAUAGGAAUAUCGCCUAGAAAGUGUCCUGAGGGCAUCAGAUAAUGUUUAAUGGUUAGGUAUUGUGUCUGAGGUUAGGUUUUAGGGCAGGGGUUUCUUAAGGUUAGAUUUGGGGCUGGGUUUGGCACAGGGUGGCUUGAUUUCGUAGUUUCCGAGCUCUGGAAGUGAAAGGUGGGAGUAAAUGUCAAAUGCCCUAGAAUAUCUGAUGCCCUCAGGACACUUUCUAAGGGAUAUUCCUUCACGCUGCGUGAUGUACCUUUACUUCCCUCCGCUGUUUAAACUUUGACACUGCACUUCCUCUACAGCUUCACAUGGAUUGCUGUUUACUCCCAUUUUUUAAUUUUUUGCUAACUUUGUAAGCGCCUAUGUCUUUUACCAGCGGCUUUGUGGUAUAAAGUUUUUUUUUGUUUUUUUUUUUAACUGUACUUUGCAACUCUUUCUCGGAAUUGAAUCCCAGCUUGUGGUGUCUGCGCAAUGGCGUGUUGUGGUAAAUACCAGGUGUCAGAGGAAAAAAUCCCUAAUGGCAGACUAUGGAGGCCACUUAUUUACAGAAGAUGUACUGACAUAGCAUGGCUAAUCAUUUUCUUCAUUUUCUGGGCAGGAAUGAUGUUUGUAACUGGUUAUGCCAUAACGGCUGGGGCUACCGAGAGGCUGCUCUUCGGCUAUGACAGCUAUGGGAAUGUCUGCGGACGGAGAAACUUGCCUAUCAAAGGAGCGCCCCUUUCAGGACAGGACAUGACUGAUCGGAAGGAGGUGUUUUUUCUUAAUUCUUGCAACCUCGAAAUUCGAAACAUGAAAAUAAAUUCAAUCGCUUUAUGUGUCUCGAGCUGCCCACGGGAGCAACUUAACAAUAGGAAAGAAGUCCAACGUUUUGCUGAAAGAAACGGGUCCUAUCUUUGUGUCUACAAUUUAAACAGUUCAGAGUAUACUCUAAAUGCCCAUGCAGCAGAACUCUGCCCCAUGCUGCCUGUGCCUCCAAGCAAAUCAUUCCCACUCUUCAGACGGUGUAUUCCUCAAACCCCAGAGUGCUACUCACAGUUUGUGCCAGUUCUGAUCAAUGUUGUCAAUGAAAUGGACCUUUUUCAUCGGAUUAUAGCUGGAAUCAUGACAAGCAAAGACAGUAUCAUAGGACUUUGUGCGCUUGCAGUAGUAUUCUCUUUAAUAAUGGUGGCCAUUUUCAGAUUUAUUGCAGUAAUACUGGUUCACAUUUUAGUAGCUCUGGUUGUGUUUGGUCUGUUUUUUGUGUCCAGUGUUCUGUGGUGGCUUUAUUAUGACCAUGUGACGGACCCCAGCAUUGAACUGGAAUCAGAAAAAGAGAACAGCAAGUUUUUACUGGCCUUUGCUGUCGGCACUACAGUUAUAUCAAUAAUCAUCUUUGUUUUAAUCUUGGUAAUGCGGAGAAGACUGAAGCUGAUGACUGAGCUAUUCCGAGUGGCCAGUGAAACAAUCAGUGCUGUCCCUCUACUGCUGCUACAGCCAGUCUGGACCUUCAUUAUCCUUAUCUUCUUCUGGGCCUACUGGGUGGCUGUGCUGCUCAGUCUGGGCACUGCAGGCACUGCCUAUGCCACUAAUGGUGGCCAUGUAGAGUACAAGCCUCUCUCUGCCAUCCGGUACAUGUGGUGGUACCAUUUAUUUGGACUGAUCUGGACCAGUGAGUUCAUCCUUGCCUGCCAGCAGAUGAUCAUAUCUGGAGCAGUGGUUUCCUGUUACUUCAACAGGGAUAAAAAUAAUCCACCCAGCCACUCAAUCCUGUCUUCAAUAUCUAACCUCUCCAACUACCACCUCGGCACAGUGGCAAAAGGCUCCCUUAUUAUCACUUUAGUGAGGAUACCAAGGGUCAUUCUCACUUACAUCCACAGUACUUUACAAGGAAAGGACAAUGCCUGUGCCAGAUGCAUGGUCAGAAGCUGUACUUGCUGCCUAUGCUGUCUGGAAAAGUGUCUGCGUUAUUUAAACCAGAAUGCGUACACGGCUACUGCCAUCAAUGGAACAGAUUUCUGCACAUCAGCAAAAGAGGCGUUCUUCAUUCUAGUAAAGAAUUCACUUAACAUAGCAGCCAUCAACAGUUUUGGAGAUUUCUUGCUAUUCCUUGGGAAGGUGUUUGUAGUUUGUUUCACCUGCUUUGGAGGUUUGAUGGUGUUCAACUACCAGCGAGCUCUCCAGGUCUGGGUGGUUCCUCUGCUACUUGUUGCUUUUUUCUCUUACUUCGUUGCCCACUGCUUCCUUUCAGUGUUUGAGAGGGUGGUGGACUUGCUUUUUCUAUGUUAUGCCAUUGAUCUGGAAACCAAUGAUGGGUCUGCUGACAAACCCUAUUUCAUGGAUAAAGCUCUAAUGGAAUUUAUGAACAAAAGCAGUGAAGAAACAGGAAAAGUGAGAAAUCCAAAAGCUGGAAAUCACCCAGCUGGAACAGAAAUGCACCCAAUGGUUUGAGAAUCAUGAAUUUCAUCUGCUGCUUUUUUUCUUAUUGUAAAUAAAACUUCUUAUUUGAAUGUUUUUAUUUUUACUUUAACUGUUUAUUCCUGUGUUGUACAGUAUGUAGAGCAGGUAGAUCUUGUAUGGCUGAGAUUGGUUCAUUAAGGGGUAGUUGUAAGGAUACACGCAAAGUGAUUUGCAGGUACAAAACCCCCCUAAAAAUGCAGCGUAUGUAAAGAAUGGUGUUCACCUGGCGUUCUGUACCCACUAUCAUAUUUGCACUUUGCCAUCAUUAAUCCAUUAAAAUUAAUUGUAAUGCAAAUGAAGAAAAGAGCAUGGAAUUGGGCAGGAUCUGGAUACUAAGCGGGCGCAAACAUUAUAAUUUGAUGCAAGGAUUUUGCCUUGCACUUAAGCAAUUGCUGACCCCCCAAAACCCUUGUAGAAGUGAGUAACUAAGAGCUGUAUAAAAGCACACACCUGCAGAGACCUUUCAUUGGCUUCAGGAUGGCUGCUGUUAUACACUUCCUGAUGCGGCGAUACUUGGCUCUUGUUGAGGAGAGGCAGGAACACGUUCGGAGAAGGGCAAGACAAAGAAGACCCUGCAUAUUUAUUCCCAGGGUCACUUUGUUUGGGAUGCCGGAGGAUGCAGUGCUAAAUUUCAUGCUGAGAGACCUCAGCCGUAAGGACUCUCCACUUCUUAGAAAACUUUAAUUGCUCCUAAGCUUACAUAGGGCGCAGUGCAAAGUAACUGCCUGGCCGCAAUGCAAUUUGCACUUUGCCUAUACUUAAAUCUACCUCUAAGUUAGCAGGUGAAUACAAUGUAUUUUGAGGGAAGCUCCAGGAGGAAUUUAGGGUCUCUUCACUAUUGGCAUAACAAAAGAAAUGAUAUGAAUGAGAACAUUUAUAUAGCAUUGUGAAUUCUUUAAUACCACAACGACCAAAGCUUCUGAUGAUCUGCAUUUUAAAGCAAUCUUGGAUUGCAAAUGUUUUGACAAUGUAAAAUAUAAAUGGAUACUCUCAAAAAAAUGUUUAAGUUUUGUUAGAAUAAAGAACUGUUGGAAAAAUCGGAGUUGAGGACGGCAAGUUUAUAACACAACAUUUAUUUAUAAAAAGAACCAUACACAAAAAAAAGAGUUUGUAUCGAAAGACAUGGAAAUAAAUACAUUUAAAAAAGGAAAAUCAGAGUUUCUACAUGGGUAGAGUAUGGCACAUUCAACAAUGCAAGACUAAUUAAUAAAAACAGAAGUUUUACAAUAAAAAUAGUUUGGUCAGUUCUAAUGAAUAUAACAAAACACUUUAACAUUCAUUCUUCAUGAUUUCAAAACACACAGUUCCAGUGAUUUCAAAGCUAACAUCAAGGACAGAGGAAAUCACAAUUUAUCAUUUUUGUUUUCUUCUUCUUCAUCAUUAGCCCUCAGAUUUCCAGUAAGUCACAAUGACAUGAAUAAAACUUUGUCCAAAAAUAUUACCAUACCUCAAUGUGGUAAAAAGUACAUUGACUACUCCACUGUGAUAAGUGUUUUUUUUUUU
Messenger RNA from Acipenser ruthenus (sterlet), 3952 nucleotides. Its product is annotated as choline transporter-like protein 3. Lineage: Eukaryota; Metazoa; Chordata; Actinopteri; Acipenseriformes; Acipenseridae. Gene Ontology annotation, biological process: transmembrane transport. Gene Ontology annotation, cellular component: membrane. Bases 485 to 2440 code for a protein of 651 amino acids. The transcript has 16 exons. Gene Ontology annotation, molecular function: transmembrane transporter activity. The record is from RefSeq and is a predicted model, not a curated record.